This is a messenger RNA of Symbiodinium necroappetens, 1929 nucleotides long. Lineage: Eukaryota; Dinophyceae; Suessiales; Symbiodiniaceae. The record is from the annotation of a GenBank genome assembly.
AUGAAGAUGUUGCUGCCGAUUGUGAUGAUCAACUUCUUCUCCGAGGCGGACUACAUUGCUGGACGCUUUUACGACGAAGAGACGCUCUACCGCUUGGCCACCAUGCUGGGCUGGUCAGGAAGCCUGCUUGUUAUCAUCCCGCUGAGCCAUCGCUUGUGCUACUGCUUCUGCGAUGAGCACAGCUCCCCUCUCCGUGAGACGCUCACCAACAUCUGUUUGGGAGCUCUUGUGGCGUUGAUGUGGGUGGUGGGAUUUUUUGUGAACUUCCGACUGGUGGAUUCCCAGGUUCGAGAAAUGGAGCGACGCUUGGACCACCUGAAAACCGAAGCCGAAAGCCUGAGGCGGAAGGGAGAAGAGCUGCGAAGCCUUCACCUCAACUUGGAGGCAGACCUGAAGGAAAGCAAGAGCCAGAACAAGGCGUUGGGAUGGGGAUGGAAGCGGCACCACGAUUGUUCUGAGUUGAACUUGGAGAAAGAAGCGCAGGCCCAAAUGGAAUCCAACAAAAAGUUGGCACAAGAGGUCUUUGCCAUGAGAUCAGACAUGAGCAAGUUGGGCCAGUUCCGUGCAAGCUUAGACCAGCUGAAAUGUCACGGCCCCCACCAAAUGCAUAUUGAUCCCCGGCCGCAAGAGACCGUUGUUUUCGAAAUUCAAUUCCGCCGUUUCGACAUGCACAUUGUGCUCCUCUUCGUUGUCACUCCCCUGCUCAAUGCAGCUCGUGUGGACUUGAAGGACGUCCGAGCUUCUUCGGGAACUGCAGAUGAGGACAAGACGGGAGGAGACAUGAAGCUGCAGCGGCUCAGAGCAUUUAACGAGACUGGUCUGCGCAUGCUCAGGGAAGGCGCCGACCUUCCUUUGGUGACAAGUUUCGCCGAGACUGACGCUGCCACAGAACUGCCGUUGGAGUGGAGAUCCCAGCUGAAGAUUGCAAGGAAGCUUGGAGAGGGCUCCUUCGGAACAGUCUACAAGUGCAAGGUCCUUUGUGCCAACACAAGUUCAUACGUGACAGUGAAGUUCAUAGAAGGAAAAUCUUCCAUGGUGAAGAGGGAGAUCAAGCUCCUAAAAGCGAUGAGAGGCGUUUCAGAUUUCUGUACUUCAGCGAUUGGUUCGCCUUCUUCUAUUGAGACGGCGACCGGCUACUGGAUUAUGAUGCCACUCAUGAACAGUGGUGAGCUUCAAGACUUGCUUCUACAGUGCGAAGCCAGCGCUUGCAGAUACUGCAGUGCUGCCAGAAACUGCUGGUCCAAGCUGGGGGCUCCUUACACGACGCCCUACAUGCUCGCGCUCUUCCUUGACGUCGUCAGAGGUGUGAGGGCAUUUCAUGAGAAGACCGGCUAUCUUCACGCGGACUUAAAGCCGGAAAACGUGAUGAUCAACUGUCAGGGCGACGGCUGCUUCGCAGCAGUCAUCGACCUCGGUUUGGCUUGCGAUCCCAGAAAGGGCCAAUGCGGCCGCCGGGGCACACCUGGUUAUGUUGCUCCAGAGGUGUGGAAUGGUGAUCCUCAUGGUUCACGGUUGCCCUCACGUGAUGUAUGGGCUCUUGGAGCGAUCUUGUAUGAGGUGGUGUAUUCAAAUCUCCCUCCAUUCUACGCAGAUCGCAACGGAAGUAAGGCCACAGCGUACAACCCACAUCAUGAUCCCAACAUUCCACAGCCUCCCAAAGCCAUCGACGAGUUGGUGAUUCAAAUGCUGGAACCCGACUUUGAGCAACGUCCGAACAUUACGGCCAUCGAAGCAAGCCUGGAGGCCAUCAUCUAUAGCACCACUGAUUGGCGUGCCCUGAACAUGGUCAGCGAGUCCCCAUCAGAGCGCGGAGCCACCACGCCGAUUUCGAGCUGCCUGUCGGAGCAUCACGAACCCGGAUCGAUCACAGCCUCUGCGAUGCCUGAACGGAUCCGGCAUCAUGGCCGCGAUGUCAAAGACAUCGGCUGA